This is a messenger RNA of Cervus elaphus (red deer), 3457 nucleotides long. RefSeq names its product F-box and leucine rich repeat protein 16 (gene FBXL16). Gene Ontology annotation, cellular component: SCF ubiquitin ligase complex. The record is from RefSeq and is a predicted model, not a curated record. Gene Ontology annotation, biological process: SCF-dependent proteasomal ubiquitin-dependent protein catabolic process. Bases 407 to 1855 code for a protein of 482 amino acids. NCBI's taxonomy places the organism in Eukaryota, Metazoa, Chordata, Mammalia, Artiodactyla, Cervidae. The transcript has 6 exons. Gene Ontology annotation, molecular function: protein binding.
AGGCCGGGCGGGGGGCGCGCGCGGCGCCGCCGGCGGCCGCGGAGGAGCGCGGGGAGGAGGGCGGAGGAGGAGCGCGGGGAGGAGGGCGAGGGGAGGGAGGAGGCGCCCGCCCGGCUCCCUGCAAAGCGGCCUUAUUUAUCUGGGCACAGCCAUAGCCUCCCCGGUGGGAGGCUCGGGGCGGCUGAUCCUCUCCCACCGGGGAGCUCCUCUCGGGGCGCAGCGGAGGGGCCCGGCCAGGCCGGACGCGGGGCGCGGGGCGCGGCCGGGCCCUGCCGGCCAGGCCAGCACCUCGGUCGCCUCCCCGCUUCGCCGGUGCCCAUGCCGGGCUCCCCAUGACGGGAGGACGCCCGGUGGACAGCGUGGCAUGAGCCAGGAGCCCGGGCCGAGGUAAGCCCGAGCGAGGAAGAUGUCGAGCCCGGGCAUCGACGGCGACCCCAAGCCUCCAUGCUUGCCUCGCAAUGGCCUGGUGAAGUUGCCGGGCCAGCCCAACGGCCUGGGCGCAGCCAGCAUCACCAAGGGCACGCCAGCUGCCAAGAACCGCCCUUGCCAGCCACCCCCGCCCACCCUCCCACCACCCAGCCUGGCUGCCCCGCCGCCCCGGGCUGCCCUGGCCGGGGGCCUGUGCCCCCAGGCAGGGCUCCCCCUUGGUGGACCAGCCUUAGUCCCAGUGUCCGGGCCCCCAGCAGAGCGACCACCCCUGGCCACAGAUGAGAAGAUCCUCAAUGGCCUCUUCUGGUACUUCUCGGCCUGCGAGAAGUGUGUGCUGGCGCAGGUGUGCAAGGCCUGGAGGCGUGUGCUCUACCAGCCCAAGUUCUGGGCGGGCCUCACGCCUGUGUUGCACGCCAAGGAGCUCUACACAGUGCUGCCUGGAGGUGAGAAGGAGUUCGUGAACCUGCAGGGCUUCGCGGCACGUGGCUUUGAGGGUUUCUGCCUGGUCGGCGUCUCUGACUUGGACAUCUGUGAGUUCAUCGACAACUACGCGCUCUCCAAGAAGGGCGUCAAGGCCAUGAGCCUCAAGCGCUCCACCAUCACUGACGCCGGCCUGGAGGUGAUGCUGGAGCAGAUGCAGGGCGUGGUGCGCCUGGAGCUGUCAGGUUGCAACGACUUCACCGAGGCUGGGCUGUGGUCCAGCCUGAGUGCGCGGAUCACCUCGCUGAGCGUGAGCGACUGCAUCAACGUGGCCGACGACGCCAUCGCGGCCAUCUCGCAGCUGCUGCCCAACCUGGCCGAGCUGAGCUUGCAGGCCUACCACGUGACGGACACAGCCCUGGCCUACUUCACGGCGCGCCAGGGCCACAGCACGCACACGCUGCGCCUGCUCUCCUGCUGGGAGAUCACCAACCAUGGCGUGGUCAACGUGGUGCACAGCCUGCCCAACCUCACCGCGCUCAGCCUCUCUGGCUGCUCCAAGGUCACGGACGACGGCGUGGAGCUCGUGGCCGAGAACCUGCGGAAGCUCCGCAGCCUCGACCUCUCCUGGUGCCCGCGCAUCACUGACAUGGCGCUCGAGUAUGUAGCCUGUGACCUGCAUCGCCUGGAGGAGCUUGUGCUGGACAGGUGUGUACGCAUCACGGACACUGGCCUCAGCUAUUUGUCCACCAUGUCGUCCCUCCGCAGCCUCUACCUGCGAUGGUGCUGCCAGGUGCAGGACUUCGGGCUGAAGCACCUCCUGGCCAUGAGGAGUCUGCGUCUCUUGUCUCUGGCAGGCUGCCCGCUGCUGACCGCCACGGGGCUGUCCGGCCUGGUGCAGCUGCAGGACCUGGAGGAGCUGGAGCUGACCAACUGCCCCGGAGCCACCCCCGAGCUCUUCAAGUACUUCUCGCAGCACCUGCCCCGCUGCCUCGUCGUCGAGUAGUCGGGGCCUCCCCGCCCUCGGCCCCUCGCUCUCCUCCCCGCCCCGCCCCGAGCAGGGAGGGCGGCGGGCGGGCCAGCCCCGCGCACGCACGCACGCACGCUCGGGGAAUUUGUGCAUGCCCCUCGUGCCCGCAACUGCACGCCCGCCCUUCGCCACGCCACAGUCGCCUCCAUCGUUCGCCCGCCCGCCGGAGGGGGAGCGCUGGGGCUCGGUCCUGGGGGCGCUUUGAGUUCGCCAGACGGCCGCCCCUACCGCCUUCUCCGCCACACCCCGCUCUGUCUCCCCACCCCGGGCAGGGCCCAGGGGGAUUGAGGGGAGCUGGGUCCCCUAGGACACAGGGGCCCGGAAGAGCACCCAGGGCUUUCCGCAUCUUCCACUGCACCGCGCCUGGAGCCCUCCGAGGGGUGCGAGGGGAAACAGGCCGCCGCCAAAGCCAUGGCCCGCCCAGGAGCCCAAGUCCCACCCGCCCUUCCCCCACUCAUGCCAGCCUGACCCCCAGCGACCUCCCCUCUUCCUUGCCGCUGUGUGAGACAGGCCCGGCUCGCCCCACCCCCACCCCCACCCCCAGGCCUAAGGUCCUUGGACCCUGGCUAGGCUAGGGCAGAACUGGAUUAGGAGAGGGGCCACCAGGCUGACAGUGACCUUGGCAUAAUCAACAUUAGCCCAGCUGGCCCCAGUCCACCUUAAACCAGGGGUGGCAUCGCUACCUUGAGAGGCCUGCAGCUGGAGCGACCAUUAGGGCCUGCAGGCCUUGGGAGCAGUCCUGAGUGGACCCUGCCCCGCAACCCUUGUAGCCAGCUGGGCCCAGGCCCCUCAGUGGAACACUUCAUGCUGGGCAGGUCUCCACCAGGUGGAAGCUGGAAAGGGGGGCCCUAGCCAGUGACCGAUCUUCCAGUGACCAGCUCCCCCUCAACACCCAGAGGGAGAGCUCCUUUGUAGCCACAGCCUCCCUUUCCCCAGCUUCCCAGACUUCCACCUGCCCACGUGGGCUCACCGUGUUCUGUCCAGUCCCAAGACAUCGGGAAGUCCUGGGGUGCUGGCCCAUCUUGGCGAUUGCUGAGGAGGGGGCUGGGACCCCUUUCCAUCCCAACCUUGAGCACCCACACCCUAUCUUGGGACACUCCCCCCCACCCCAAUCUGGUUGGAAGAGAGUAGCCAGUUUCCAGAGAGCCAGAGAGUGAAAGAGAGAGAGAGAAAGAGAAAGAGCGAGCGAGAGAUGCUGUUGAAGAGAGACAGUUCAACAGCCCAAAGAUUUCCCUGCCCUUGGAGCGCUGGUCAGAGGCUCCAGGGCGGAGAUGGUCAGGAGCCAGUUUCUUCAGCCUCUCCUCCCCACAGCUCCCAGUGGGGAGGGGCAGCUGUCCAUUUGUCCAAAGUAUUAAUGCAACUGAAGCUGUGAUAUUUCCAACGACUGUAGGAGGAAAAAUUAGGGGGACAGAGGAAAACAAAACCAACCAACCCCUAAAAUCAUUUUCUUAUUGUACAUAACGACCUCAUUCUCCUGUAUAUGCGGAAGAUAUAACCUUAUAUUUGGUAAGUGUUUCUUGUGCUAUUUUAUCACGUGACCUGUUUAUAAAAAUAUAUAUUAAAAAAGUUGUAAAAACA